UAGACCAUCUCGGAGCAAGGGUUUCCCACUCUGCAACUGUCAAUAGCAUCCCAUGUUUUCAUUAAGGUGGAGAUUAACCUGUAUCCAUAACCCUUUGCAGCCUCUUCCUGCUGUGCGUUUUCUCCUGUGAUGGCUGUGCUGAGGAGGGAGGAUGUCCAUCACAGAUCUGGCAUAUGGUGCAGGAGGGAUUUAUACAGAUCCUCAUGUUUGCUACCUCCUUGUCUCAGUGUUAAUCUCCUUUAUUUGGCUGGCCCCAGGUUGAAAGGAGUGUGUGGAGGCAGCUAGAAAUAUAGGGAAGAUAAAAUCUUCAACUUUUUUAGCUUAUUUGUGAGAGGAAAUGAUGGAGCCUGCCUCCUCUCUUCCCCUCAGUAAUAACAAGGCUUUUGCUCCUCACCUGGGGCCAGGCAUUAGGGUUAUACUUGCUCUUCAGCAGUUGUUCUUUUUGUCUUACCACUCUUCUGGCCUUCCUAUUUUCAGUUAUAAGGAGUACUAAACCUCUCUGACUGCCCAAGUCCUGCACUGUGCUUAAAGCUCUUCACUUCCUCACACGUCUGGUCUGCAGCUCUAUUCUUGCAUUGUCUACAUCCAAUUCAGUGCACUGCCUUCUGCACUGGGGCUUGCCAGAAUUUGGUGUGGUCAUGGUAGCCACACCAAAGCAACUGGAUAGUUGUGCCUCUUGCUUCAGGUGCUCUGCUCUGCCAUUUGGAGACUGCUUUGAGCCCAAAGACCCAGAGGUUGUGCUCUUAGUUGACAGAUUUGUGCAUUUAUUAACAUUUUAUGCCAUACAUGGUGAGCCAUAUUUCCCACAUGCUGUACCUGUAGACUUCUCAAAGUCUUUGCUCAGAAUCCUACUGAAUUCCUCUUCAAGCAGAGUUUCCCAGGUGCCUGGUGGCAGGCCUGACAGCCAGUGAUGCAUCCACCCAGCAUGGCUUGCAGUAUGUCCUCCCUGCAAAGCUUCUGGUCUGCUUUAAAAAUACCUUAUAAAGGGCUAGUCAGAUCCUACACCAAUUUCUGGAAAGCUUUACUGCAAUUAGGGAAGAGCAAAGCCACAGACAGUAGGAUGAGGAUGUGAAGGUGUGGUUUCAGGUAGACUAGGGUGUGCCAGCACGUUGCUGUAGGUAUGCACACAGCAACCAAGAUGUACAGAGACUUACUUCUGCAAAUAACUUAUUGCUCUGGAUCUCCCAACUGAGCUGUACACUAUCGUAUGGAUGUGCUCUCAAGCUCUCUACUGGUCAGGCACAUGUGGCAGGUGUAAGCCUCAGGGGAGCUGUAAGGAAGUUGAGGUCAAAUCCACCUCCCAGACUUCUGAAGGUGUAAUUCUUUCAGAUGUAUCACUGCAGAGCUUCUGGAAGGUUUUCAGUGAGAGUUGAGUGGAGCUCAUCAGUAACUCAGGAUCUGCAUUACAGGAGAAUACAACAGGAAUCCAGAUAAAUUCUAAGCUUCGGUUUCCAAGCUGGGAUAAUGGAGAGUUACUGACUUGAUAACUUUGUAAUUUAUUAUUGGUGGUGUCAGGCAAAAAGCCCAUUUCUGGUAAAAAGAGAACAUUGUGCAGAGGUAGUUCUGUGCUCCUCUACAUGUAUUUGAUGGGUAGUUCUGGGGUUGGUGUUGAUGCUUGUUAGGAAAAUGCAGAAGGGGGAAACACACUGUGGAGGUCAGCUGAUAGUGUGCAGAUAGAGCUUGGGCUAUGGAAGAUUUGGAUAGCUAGCGUGUUAUGGUGGAUUUCCUAAGAGUAUGGAACAAACCUAUGAAUAAUUAAAAGGACUGAUUAGCUGACUUGCUGGAUUUGCAAUUUGGAAUGGAAAAUUUUCCUCUUGCAAGCUACUUAUGUACUCUCUCUGACUAAAUAGCAUUUCUCAGCUCUUAUGCAUGACUGAAAUCUCAGCAGUGGUGGUGCUCGUGCACUCCUUGCUUUUUCUUUAUCUGCUCUGAUGUUUCAUUGGCAAUGACUGCAAACACAUAACUUACUUUCCCAAUAUUUUUAUCUUGACCUUUCUCUCUAGUUUUCCUCCUUCAUGGGGCCAUAUGUUAGUUAUGUUUUAAUUGUCCUUGUAUACUUAUUAUGACUAUUUUCUAUUUAAGUUGCUGUCUUUGUUAUUUUAUUUUUACAUUCAGUUGCACAUUUAUUUUACAUAAUAAUUUGGAGAUGAAAGUCCUUAACGUUUUUGUUUUUAUGUACUAUGCUUUCAGUGUUAUAACCAUACAAUUGUGACUACUCAUGGUGACAUAUGACUGCUAUGAAUGUUGAGCCUUUGCAAUGCAUUUUGGAGGUCACUGCUACACAUUUGAUGUUUAGGAGGUUGACAGGUAUGGCUGUAGUGUCCCCAGGAUGAAAUGUCUGAAUCUGGGCAGUCCUCAGCAGCUGCCACGCCGAGCACCACCGGAACCAAGUCCAACACUCCCACAUCAUCUGUGCCCUCUGCUGCUGUCACGCCCCUGAACGAGAGCAUCCAACCCAUCAGUGAAUACAAUGGCACAACCAAGAGCAACAAGAGGACACGAGAAAAGCGCAACAGCCGGAACAUGGAAGUGCAGGUCACACAGGAGAUGAGGAAUGUCAGCAUAGGUAUGGGAAGCAGUGAUGAGUGGUCCGAUGUUCAGGACAUCAUAGACUCCACUCCUGAGCUGGAUAUGUGUCAAGAUCCCCGCCUGGAACGCCCUGGGAACAGCCCAACCCAGGGGAUUGUGAACAAAGCGUUUGGCAUCAACACAGACUCUCUCUAUCAUGAACUUUCCACAGCAGGAUCUGAGGUGAUCGGGGAUGUUGAUGAAGGAGCAGAUCUGCUAGGGGAGUUCUCAGUACGGGAUGAUUUCUUUGGAAUGGGCAAAGAAGUGGGCAAUCUGCUGUUGGAGAACUCACAGCUACUGGAGACCAAAAAUGCUUUGAACGUUGUGAAGAAUGAUUUGAUUGCCAAGGUGGACCAAUUGUCUGGAGAACAAGAAGUACUGAAGGGAGAGCUUGAGGCAACAAAGCAAGCCAAAACCAAAAUGGAAACCAGAGUGAAGGAGCUGGAGGAAGAGCUGAAAAGAGUGAAAUCUGAAGCGAUUGUUGCCCGACGAGAGCCCAAAGAAGAGGUGGAGGAUGUAAGCAGCUAUCUCUGUACAGAAUUGCAGUGCUCCUCCCCUCUGCAGGACAACAUUCCCAUAGCUCAGCGCCGGCGCUUCACCCGUGUAGAAAUGGCCCGGGUUCUGAUGGAGCGCAAUCAAUACAAAGAGAGGUUGAUGGAGCUCCAGGAGGCUGUCAGGUGGACUGAAAUGAUCAGAGCUUCCCGUGAGCACCCGUCCGUCCAGGAGAAGAAGAAGUCCACCAUUUGGCAGUUCUUCAGCCGUCUGUUCAGUUCCUCCUCAAGUCCCCCACCAGCAAAGAGGACCUACCCAUCUGUGAACAUCCACUACAAGUCUCCAACCACAGCAGGGUUCAGCCAGCGACGCAGUCACACCAUGUGCCAGAUCUCCUCUGGCAGCCGCACCCUGGAGUUCUUCCCUGAGGAUGACUGCACGUCCUCGGCACGCCGCGAGCAGAAGCGGGAGCAGUACCGCCAGGUCCGGGAGCACGUGCGGAACGAUGAUGGGCGGCUGCAGGCCUGCGGCUGGAGCCUCCCUGCCAAGUACAAGCAGCUGAGCCCCAAUGGUGGUCAGGAAGAUACUCGCAUGAAAAAUGUCCCUGUGCCUGUAUAUUGUCGCCCACUUGUAGAGAAGGACCCAACCAUGAAGCUCUGGUGUGCAGCUGGAGUCAAUCUCACUGGAUGGAGACCAUUGGAGCAGGAGGCUGGGAAUGGGCAGAAACUGGAUCCUGGAAGAGAUCCUCUCACCUGCGAUCGGGAAGUGGAGGGUGAGAACAACAAAAGUAACCAUACAUCUCCUGAAAAGAAAAAGGCAAAGGAGUUCCAUGAAAUGGAUGCCACGUCCAGUCGUGUCUGGAUCCUCACCAGUACCCUGUCAACAAGUAAAGUUGUAAUCAUUGAUGCCAAUCAGCCUGGCACAGUGGUGGACCAGUUCACUGUCUGCAAUGCUCAUGUGCUCUGCAUCUCCAGCAUCCCUGCGGCCAGUGAGAGUGAUUAUCCUCCAGGAGAGAUCUUUCUGGAGGGCGAUGUAAAUCCUGAAGAGUCGUCUGGAACAGAUGGUGUCUUGGCAGGAAUCACUCUGGUGGGCUGUGCAACUCGCUGCAAUGUGCCACGAAGCAACUGUUCCUCGCGUGGUGACACACCUGUGCUGGACAAAGGACAGAGUGAAGUGGCUGCUGUCUGCAAUGGGAAGAUCAACCAAUCUCAGUCUACAGAGGAAGCAACAGAAGCUACAGAGGUGCCAGAGAAUGGUACAAGUGAUACAGAGCCCAUUCAAGCCCGUUCUGGACCCCUCACAGAGCAUGUAUUUACGGACCCAGUCCCUGCACAGGCACCUCUUCGUCAGAACGGAGAGAAUGGGCAGCUGAAAACAGAGUCAAGCACAGCACUGCCAGAUCAGGAGCUGAAUGGAGAUGCUGCUGGGACAUGCACCAGUGCUGCACCCACCAUGUGGCUGGGAGCACAGAAUGGCUGGCUUUACGUGCACUCUGCUGUAUCUAACUGGAAGAAGUGUCUGCACUCGAUAAAGCUAAAGGACUCCGUGCUGAGUCUAGUGCAUGUGAAGGGAAGGGUCCUUGUUGCUCUGGCAGAUGGAACACUGGCCAUAUUCCACCGAGGAGAAGAUCGUCAGUGGGAUCUCAGUAAUUACCACCUAAUGGACCUUGGUCACACUCACCAUUCUAUCCGCUGCAUGGCUGUUGUGUAUGACAGAGUCUGGUGUGGCUACAAGAACAAAAUCCAUGUUAUUCAACCUAAGACAAUGCAGAUUGAGAAGUCCUUUGAUGCCCACCCUCGGCGUGAGAGCCAGGUGCGACAGCUGGCGUGGAUUGGAGAUGGAGUGUGGGUUUCCAUCCGCCUGGAUUCCACCCUGAGGCUUUACCAUGCCCACAGCCAUCAACAUCUGCAGGACGUUGACAUUGAGCCUUAUGUCAGCAAGAUGCUAGGUACUGGAAAAUUGGGCUUCUCAUUUGUACGGAUUACAGCCCUGCUCAUUGCUGGCAAUCGUCUCUGGGUAGGAACAGGGAACGGCGUUGUCAUCUCCAUCCCACUGACUGAGACUGUAGUCCUCCACCGAGGCCAACUCCUUGGGCUCCGGGCCAACAAGACCUCACCCACCUCCGGAGAGGGCAGCCGCUCUGGCGGGGUCAUCCACGUGUAUGGUGAUGACAACAGUGACAAAUCUGCCAGCAGUUUUAUUCCCUACUGCUCCAUGGCUCAGGCACAGCUCUGUUUCCAUGGUCACCGUGAUGCUGUCAAGUUCUUUGUCUCUGUGCCUGGCAACGUCCUAGCAACUUUGAAUGGGAGCGUGUUGGACAGCCCCUCGGAGAACCCCAGCACAGCAGCCACAGAGACCGAGGGGCAGAAGCUGAAGAAUGUCCUGGUGCUGAGUGGAGGAGAAGGGUACAUUGAUUUCCGGAUCGGGGAUGGAGAAGAUGAUGAGACAGAGGAGAAUGCAGGAGAUGCCACCCAGGUGAAGCCAGUACUUUCUAAGGCAGAAAGGAGCCACAUUAUUGUGUGGCAGGUAUCCUAUAUCCCAGAGUGAGAAUUUCUCCUUUCCUACCAAUGUAAGUGUCCCUGUUCCCACCUGAAUGCCACGAUGUACAUACAGAACGCCUGCAUUAUACCUACUGCUGGAAACCGACCCCAGACAACUGCAGCGGCUCCUGCCUCAGACUGUGACCCCUUUGUAACCUCUGAACUUGCAGCUUUCAUCUUGGGCCCAUGAGCUUUCUGCGUGGUUGGAUUAUUGUUCUGCUCUGGAGCUGGCGUCUACAAGGAGAGAAAUGGCAGCGCGUUGAUAAAAGUGAAGCUUGGAGCCAGAGCUGUGCAAAAGCUUUGCCUGGGGCUGGGGAGCUGGACAGGUGGUGGGUCUGGUUCUCCAGCAGGAUGCCUUGCUCCCACCUGCAUGAGAAGUAGUGCAGCACCCUGGCAUCCCCGCCAAAGCAGCGAUGGAGGAUCACAACUCCUACAGCACCCCAGAAGAAAUCCUUCCUUGUUCACCAGUGGACUUUCCACCUUAUCCACUAUGUGCACCUGAGCAUAGAAUAAUAUCCCACAGACUGACAGCAGCCAGGUCCAAGGAGCCUUCAAUAGAAAGGAAUGUCGAGGUUGGGAAGCGCUUUUGCUGUUUGGCUGGAGAAGGUGGCAGGGCUGUUAGUGGGGGGAACACAUCCUCCACACUUGCAGAUGGAAAGUCUCCCUCCUCUUCUGCUGCUUUUAUCAUAGCAGUAGUGUGCUGGGUGACCGCAUGUGUCCAGAGGGGAUUGUUUGGUAGCCUCAGGUGGGUGACAGAUGGUUGAUUGUGGAGGCCGUGGGGCCUUUCAAAACUAUUAACAAAGAAGUACUGGAACCCUGUUAUUUUAAAGGGGGAAAAGGCAGUGAUAUUUUAACUCCCUUCUCUGAAAAAAAAAAAAAAAAGUCAAGCAGGAAAGAAUUGAGUUCAUUCGUUUUGUGAGCCUGAAAGCUUUAGGAGAAAGUUAUCUCUACAUAGGAUUUACUGGCUUUUAAAAUAGAGGCAGUGGCAGAUAAUGUUCGUCUGCUGUGAAUUCUGUGAAUUGAGGCCAGAUCUCCCAGCUCCUUUUACUCAGCAUCACAAGCACUGAUUGAAUUGGUUAGUGAGUGGUUUGAAAAGCUGGAUCUCUGUUACUCCUCUAAAGAAUGACAGCCUCUGAGAGAAAUUCUGACUGUGCUCCUUGUGCAAGCUGUGUGUCCUGCUUGUAGGAGAAGCAGCUGAAAAUGCAGCCAGGGAGAACAGUUUUAAGCUCCAUAUUGAAAGUGUGGCAGCUUCAGAUGUAGAGGCAGUGGUUUGUUUUCCCCUUCUGACAGUUGCAGCAGUUUCUUUCUCUACAAAGAAGAGCUGUUAGCAAUGAAUUUAGAAGAUCCUGGUGGCUGUCUUGUUGGUUUCCUGAGCUGUGCAGCACUGUGGAUCUCCCAAGGAUGUCCACCUCCAUCUCUGGGGAACAAGACCUGUGCUGCUUGUCAUGGUCCAGGCUGCUCCCACGCCUUGUGGUCUGCAGCUGUUUGUGUGCUGCAGGAACACAGCAUUCACUGGGGAAGUUUUAACACCUGUCCUCAUUCAGCAACCCUGAAAUGGUCUUUGGAUGCUCAGUUCAGAAAAGGCUGGGGCACACAGUUCCCAUCCAGGGAGGCAAGAAGACAUAAGCAGGGUGCAGAGGCCUCAGCCAUCAAAGUAUGGGGCCAUGGUGCUGCCCACACUGCCUGAGCAGCUGGUGACGUGAGGACCCACACUGCUCCUUGCAGAGGUAGGAAGCUAGCUGGGCUGUAUCUUCAAGCCAGGAUCUGUGGCUUGCAUUUGGCUGACUCUGCAAGCAGCCGUUCAUGUAGAGGAGAAUAUUUGAGAGGAGACAUCUCACCUGGGGCAGUGCUCACUCAUCCCCAGAAUGCUUUCUGCUAGAACAGGCUCUCUGGGUCACGGCACAGGGUGCAGUAACAGAUGUUGAGACAGCAGAUUCCACAGAUAUCUAACAGUUAGAGCCAGGAAAAUGGCAUACUUUGGUGUCAUUUAAAGGCAAAUGCAAUUCUUUAGGCAUGUCAAACCUUCAGCGUAAAAAUACAGGAUUGCAACGUUCUUACCUCUUACAAUUUGUUCUCUAUCUGGUUUUAGCAGUAAAAGUGACAAUAUUCAGUCUUCUGUCACCCACUGGUCCAUGGCAACAUGAGGAAACCACUCUUGGGCCUCUGCCAGCAGGUUCCUUCCCAGUUUGGUGCUUGGUUUCCUCCAGAAGAAGCACACGUGUCGGAGGGGUGGCUCCAGCUCAGCCUCUGCUAUCAGCUCCUGUUGGGAUGUGGUGGCUGCUGGGCAGCAAGGUGAGAACUGACUGGCUUCAACACACUUCCCUGUCAUAUCUCCACUGUGAUGUAUGUAAAGUAUCUUGUAUGUUACAAAAGGAUUUUAAAAAGUGUCUUAAGGCCUGUAAACUCCGCUGUUUGGUCUGAAGAUGGCAUUCUGUAAAGAGACCGCUGUAUGAAUACGUUCCCAUGCUUUUUUCCCUACGCUAUCAAACAACAAACCAUAUCUGUUCUGUAUGUAAUAAAUGUGUUAACAUCA
This is a messenger RNA of Lagopus muta (rock ptarmigan), 8133 nucleotides long. RefSeq names its product mitogen-activated protein kinase 8 interacting protein 3 (gene MAPK8IP3). The record is from RefSeq and is a predicted model, not a curated record. The coding region runs from base 2335 to 5607 and encodes 1090 amino acids. Gene Ontology annotation, molecular function: MAP kinase scaffold activity; signaling receptor complex adaptor activity; JUN kinase binding. Gene Ontology annotation, biological process: vesicle-mediated transport. NCBI's taxonomy places the organism in Eukaryota, Metazoa, Chordata, Aves, Galliformes, Phasianidae. The transcript is spliced from 28 exons. Gene Ontology annotation, cellular component: cytoplasm.